Molecule: messenger RNA, 683 nt
Organism: Trichoderma reesei QM6a
Lineage: Eukaryota; Fungi; Ascomycota; Sordariomycetes; Hypocreales; Hypocreaceae
Exons: 3
Biological process (GO): translation
Cellular component (GO): mitochondrial small ribosomal subunit; ribosome
Molecular function (GO): small ribosomal subunit rRNA binding; structural constituent of ribosome
Source: RefSeq, a predicted model, not a curated record
GCCGUCGCAACGAUGCUCUACGAAUUAAUAGCCAUUGUCCGGCCGGGCAACCUCACCGAGGUAAAAGAAAUCGCCCAGACAGUAGGAUCCCUCGUCCUCCGCAACGGCGGCGUCAUCCGCGGCCUCUCCAACUGGGGUGUCUUCUCCCUCCCCAAACCCGUCUCCAUCCACCAGAUGAAGCACACCCACGGCCACUACUUCGUCAUGCGCUACGACUCCUCCGCCGCCGUCCACCACGACGUCCGGUCUACCUUGCGCCUCGAGCCGCGCAUGAUCCGCGCUGCGCACGUCAAGCUUGGCGAUGGCAAGCUCGAGACUGUCUCGAGAUUUGGGCCGCCCAGAUGGAGGACGCAGGGGAGUGAGGCGUGAGGGACGAAAUGAAGACGAAAGAAAAUUACGAAGAUAUUGAUUGGGUUAAUUUGCACUCCAAGCUUGCGAUCGAGCGCGGGAAAACAAAUUCCCGGCUAUUAGAGGUGUGCAUACAAGUGCAACCUGUGUAAGAUUAUGAUCCUGUCCGAGAAUGAGGAAGCGCCCAACAUGGAAGGGAACGUCUCAUGCUCGGCAACGAAACUGGUGGAACGAAAGGGGCAUCUGGACAUCCGAUAUACUCUGUACAUAUCCCUGGAUGUCUGCAUGGGAAACGCCAAAUGUCACAUGUUGAAGACGACGAUAGACGGCUCUUC